Messenger RNA from Orcinus orca (killer whale), 2691 nucleotides. RefSeq names its product phosphatidylinositol N-acetylglucosaminyltransferase subunit Y. The record is from RefSeq and is a predicted model, not a curated record. The transcript has a single exon. NCBI's taxonomy places the organism in Eukaryota, Metazoa, Chordata, Mammalia, Artiodactyla, Delphinidae. Bases 432 to 647 code for a protein of 71 amino acids.
ACAUGCUGAGCGGAGUGUGCGGCCGGCUCGCCUCAGCGCUGUGGGGGACACGUACACAGCCGUCCGCGGUCGCCCAGAGGUAUCUGCACAUGUUGUCCACAGACAAGAGCGAGAGGACAAGGAAACCUCCCCGCGCCUUCGACCCAGCGCUGCUGGAGUUCCUGGUGUGCCCGCUCUCCAAGAAGCUGCUCAGAUAUGAAGCAUCGACAAAUGAAUUGAUUAACGAAGAGUUAGGAAUAGCCUAUCCAAUUAUUGAUGGGAUUCCUAAUAUGAUACCACAGGCAGCCAGGAUGACACAUCAAAAUAAGAAGCAAGAAGAAAUGGAGCAGCAUUAGAUCAUACUUAAAAAUAACAACACACACAACUAAAUUUUCUAAAUACCAUCCACCUUUUAAAAAGUCAGAGUGACGGGUAAUAAGUGGAGGAAAAGAAUGUUUCUGUCUCUUCCUACGUUGACUGUCCUUAUUCCAUUGGUCUCUUUAGCAGGACUGUUAUACUCGUCCUCUGUGGAAGAAAACUUCCCACAGGGCUGCACUAGCACAACCAGCCUGUGCUUUUACAGUCUGCUCUUGCCGAUUACCAUACCCGUUUAUGUGUUCUUCCACCUUUGGACUUGGAUGGGUAUUAAACUCUUCAGGCAUAAUUAAUACAACCAGAGCCAAGAUGGUAUAGCCUAAUGAUAUGCUGAGUGUCUGUCUCUGAAAGCUCAACUACAUGGAAAUACUGGAAACCCACGUAAUUUGCAAGAAAGAUGCUUUGCCUCGCUUCUGUCAGAGGUUUAGGACUAUAGGAGGCUUAAGCUGCAGAGGCUUCUUUAUUGUACUUUGGUCUUCCCUUGUUUUUUGAAGGUUCUCAUUUAUACCUGGGGUAUCAGAAGAAACAUUUCAACAAAGUGUCUUGUUGGAAGUUAAUAGCCCCAGACAUCAUCUGAUGGCUUUAUUUCUUAUCCCAUUCAUAAUUAAAAGUUACUAAUUUGAAAUUUUAUAUGUUUAUUUUACAUUCAAAGUCUGGUAAAGUCACAUGUUAAGGAUGACUGAAGUAAUUCUAGAGGAGCUCUGUUGGAGUAGUUGUAGAGAAAUGCAUUUGAACUAAUGUGGUAUAAAACUGUAAUAAAAUGGAAAUUUCAUGUAUUUGCCAAAAAAAAAAGAUUUGUUUUUAAUUCUCGUAGAGAGUUUGAAUCCCAUAGUACUCUGUUCAUAGAUCUGUCUUAGAACUUAUCAAAUUAUAUGAUGCUGAUCCAUUUAUACAUGUCUCCAUGUUUAAAUGACUGUAACCUGCUCAGAAUGGGUCUUUCUCUCUCUAAAUUAUGUCUCCUCAACAGCUACUGUACUGCUUAGCAUAGAGUAGGCUCUCAGCAAAUACUUGUGAAUGCUUGACUGACUACAUGAGUGGUUGCCUGAAAGAGCUCUGCUGUGCUCUUGCCUUGAAGGGGGAUACUACUGCUACUAGUCAUGGAAGGUUGCCAGAGAGGAAACAAGUCUCUGCACUAAAACAAUGUCUGCUUGAAUAGUCCCUCUUUCUUCUUCCCUUCCCCCAAGAUGCGUGUGUGUGUGUGUGUGAGGGGGGGUGUGUGGUUGUGGGGACAUAAACUUAGAAAAGUAUAUAUCUAUUAGUAUUUUUCUGUUGACUUUAACUUUUAAAUUAUUAUUUUUUAAAAUUUAUUUAUUUAUUUAUUUUUGGCUGUGUUGGGUCUUCGUUGCUGCGCGCGGGCUUUCUGUAGUUGCGGCAAGCGGGGGCUACUCUUCAUUGCGAUGCGUGGGCUUCUCAUUGCAGUGGCUUCUCUUGUUGCGGAGCACGGGCUCUAGGCGCACAGGCUUCAGUAGUUGUGGCUCGUGGGCUCUAGAGCGCAGGCUCAGUAGUUGUGGCGCGUUGGCUUAGUUGCUCUGCGGCAUGUGGGAUCUUCCCAGACCAGGGCUCGAACCUGUGUUCCCUGCACUGGCAGGCGGAUUCUUAACCACUGCGCCACCAGGGAAGUCCACUUUUAAAUGAUUAAAACAUGAAAACAGCUGUAGGGUGAUGGGAUUUUUGGUUGACCUUUUCCUUUUUUUUUUUAAUUAAACAAACAUUUUUAAAUAUAGUAAUAAGUCAAUAAGGGAACUGAACCAGAUUCAGGAUUGAAAUAAUGCAGUCUUUUUUAAAAAAACAUUUAUUUAUUUAUUUGGCUGCGUCGGGUCUUAGUUGCAGCAUGUGGGAUCUUCAUUGCAGCAUGCAGGAUGUUUCGUUGUGACACAUGGGCUUCUCUCUAGUUGUGGCGUGUGGGCUCAGUACUUGCAGUGCAUGGGCUUAGUUGCCCCAAGGCAUGUGGGAUCUUAGUUCCCCGACCAGAGAUCGAACCCACAUCCCCUGCAUGGGAAGGCGGAUUCUUAAUCACUGGACCACCAGGGAAGUCCUGAAAUAAUGCAGUCUUCCAUGAAGAUAUCAAAGCCAUAUUUUUCACCACAACCUCCAACAUUUCACGUAGGUUAAGGAUGUCCCUCAAGCAUCUCUAAGCCCUCCGUCCCCCAGCUUCUAACUCAUGGCGUUCUGCAUGGUGACCUGUGCAGGACCACCAAUGUUUAUACACAGUGGACCACCUUAGACUCUCAGGAGGCCUGGCCCAGCCUGCAGAGACUGACGGCAGCCCACCCUCAGCCGUUCAGUCCUAGAGGCACCCGCUGGCUGACCGCUUCCUUUUUUUUUUUUUUUUUUUUU